Lolium perenne is the source of this 2364-nucleotide messenger RNA. NCBI's taxonomy places the organism in Eukaryota, Viridiplantae, Streptophyta, Magnoliopsida, Poales, Poaceae. The record is from RefSeq and is a predicted model, not a curated record.
AGUUCGUCUCGCGUCGCCUGUCGUCCUACUCGUACGUACAGUAUUAGUAUACUCUGCCAUGGUACCUUAACAUUGAAAUCACCUUCUUCUUGUUUCCACCAUCCACCCACACCCACACCCACAGCCAGGGGCAUGGCCGUCCUGUUCGUGGCCAUCGUCGCCCUACUUCUCGCGCCUCCACAAGCCGCUGGUUACCCGUGGCCAGUCUGCGGCAGCACCGCCAGCUUCACGGCCAAUGACACGACGUACCUGGCGAGCAUCAACACCAUCGCCGCCACGCUCACCAGGAACGCUUCCACGUCCCCGGGCCUCUACGCCACAGCGCAGGCCGGCCAGGUCUGGGUCCUCGCGCUCUGCCGCGGCGACGCCAACGCCACCUCCUGCUCUGGCUGCCUCGACCAAGGGUUCCAGGACCUGCCCAGCGCGUGCGCCUACAGCAAGGAGGCCACCAUGUACUACGACACCUGCUUCCUCCACUACUCCAACCUCCCCCUCAACGCCUCCGACGACACCGCCCUGAGCUCGGCGUUCCACUUCGUCUACAGCGCUACCGCCACGGCGGAGCCGGCCCGGUUUGACCGCGUCGUGGUGGCGCUCCUGAACGCCACCGCGGACUACGCAGCGUACAACUCCUCAGUGGCGCGGCUGUAUGCGUCCGGGGUGGUCUCCUUCGACCGGGAGAUACCCCAGGUGUACAGCUGGGCGCAGUGCACCCCGGACCUCACGCCUGCACGGUGCCGGGGUUGCCUCGCCAACAUGAUCCGGGCGUUGGGGACGCCUCUGUACAGCGUUGGGGCGAGGAUUCUUGGGAUCAGGUGCAGCUUCCGGUACGAGAACAGGCCCUUCCUUGAUGGCCCGCUCAUGGUACGCCUAUCGGCCGGUUCUGGAGCUCCGCCGCCGGGGCAGUCGCCGGCGUUAGCCCCGGCGCCCGGUGCUGUGACACCACUGGCGGCGCUCCGAGGAGGGAGAAAGUACAGCGUUCCUGGCAUGGUUCUUAUAAUUGUGCUGCCUACUCUAGCAGCGGCAAACCUUGUCGCUGGCUUCUUUAUCUGGAGGAGGAGGAACCGGUCACCAGCACGAGCGAAGAAGCAUCCAUAUCCCUGUUACUCCACUGAAGCCAACGACGCUGAGAGUGUAGACUCGAUGUUGAUGGAUAUUUCAACUCUCCGAGCCGCGACCAGGGACUUUGCAGAAAGCAACAAGCUUGGCGAAGGCGGGUUUGGCACGGUGUACAAGGAAACUGAGCAGCAGAACUUAUGUUUGUCCAAUUUGGUGCACCUGCAGGGUACACUGCCAGACGGUGAGGAGAUAGCAGUGAAGAGACUGUCCAAGAGCUCGACGCAAGGAGUGGAGGAGCUGAAGAAUGAGUUAGCCCUCGUCGCGAAGCUCAAGCACAAGAAUCUUGUUAGGCUUGUCGGCGUCUGCAUGGAGCAACAGGAGCGGCUGCUCGUCUACGAGUUCAUUCCCAACCGGAGCCUCGACCAGAUCCUGUUCGACAUUGAGAAACGACAGCAGCUCGACUGGGGAAAGAGGCAAGGGAUCAUACGCGGGAUCGCUCGAGGCUUGCAGUACCUCCAUGAAGACUCCCAACUCAAAGUAGUCCAUCGUGAUCUCAAAGCUAGCAACGUCCUUCUUGACGCGGAUAUGAACCCCAAGAUCUCGGACUUUGGCCUCGCCAAGCUCUUCGGGCGAGGCCAAACGCAGGGCGUCACCAACCGUGUCAUUGGCACAUACGGAUACAUGGCGCCCGAGUAUGUGAUGCAUGGCAACUACUCAGUGAAAUCGGACGUGUUCAGCUUCGGGGUCAUGGUUCUGGAGAUCGUGAUGGGGAGGAAGAACAACGACACCACGCAUUUUGAAGUUCUCUUGACCACGAUCUGGGAGCAUUGGACGGCCGGAACGGUGUUGGAGAGCGUAGACCCGUGCAUCAACAAUAGCUUCUCGAAGAUGGACCUGAUGAGGUGCAUCCAAGUUGGGCUCCUGUGCGUCCAAGAGAACCCGGUCGACCGCCCAGUGAUGUCGGCGGUGUGCAUGAUGCUUGGAAGCCACACAGUGUCUCUCGGUGCCCCAUCAAAGCCGUAUUGUGGAAAUGGGUUUGGUAUGUCGGCCGUUCCAAUGAACGAGGGUCAUGAAUUUCGGUCAAUUUAGUGAGUUAAAAUAUAUUGUUGACAUUUCUUCAGAAGUUUGAUCUUUUGGUACACUAGUUAUAGUGGUUCAUCGAUCUUAGAAAGGAGCACAAUAUUCAAUAACAACCGGUGUACAUUCUCUUUUAGUCUACAUCUUGGGACAGAAAUUUAUUUCAAUUUGAUCUACAUUCUACAUUACUAAACACAUUUUCCACUGUAAUCUUAUCAGUAAUUAAAA